Molecule: messenger RNA, 1101 nt
Organism: Harpegnathos saltator (Jerdon's jumping ant)
Lineage: Eukaryota; Metazoa; Arthropoda; Insecta; Hymenoptera; Formicidae
Exons: 4
Coding region: 345-1076 (243 amino acids)
Source: RefSeq, a predicted model, not a curated record
GGCAGCAACACGCGAGAUCGUUUAUCAGCUGUUAGUUGCUCGCUAGCUCGUAAGGUUCAUUAAUGAUUACACGCAGGAGCAUCGCACAUUUUACACAAAUUUAGCCCUUAUAGACAUCACAAAUAUAUAUAGCUCUACAUUUUUCCGCGUCUUAUUCGCAAUUUGACGAGAUUAAAAGAUUUUCUUAGUGCAGUGAAGUUUCUAUAUGUUGGUUUGCUUCCUAGCUUAUUUCGACGACGAAUCAUCCAAGGUCUUUUGUGCGGUUUACGAUCCAAUCGAGGAAACUGUGACGAAUUGCGUAUAAAAUUCCACGACCGGCGAACAUUCGUUUGGGACGACAUAAGAUGGUAUGGCACGUGAGAUGCUUGAAAGACGCGGUGAUGCCUAUCAUAUGGCUCAAUUGUAUAUUUUGCAUGGGAGUGUUCGAGAUACCCUUGCAUCGACCACGAUUUUCUUUAAGUAUUAUCUACGCUGUCACGAUGGUGAUCGGGUACUUCGUUUUGCUGUACAAUGGAAUUGUCAUUUUUGAGGAAACGUUCAAUUGUAAUCUGGCUCUAUUUUAUUGCGUUGUGGUCGUCAAUAUUUUAGUUGCUACUCUAUCCAUAAUCUUAUUCUGGUGCAAAUCACAGAAUUUCAGUAUGUUACUUAAGAGACUCAGUCUUGUAGACGACACCUUGGAAGCAUUGGGUGUAAAAAAAAAUUAUCGGAAAAUCUUUUGCGACGUACUUUGGUGCAUGGCCAUUUGGGUAGCGUGCAUGAUGUUACUGAACAUCAUGCAUCUAGUAUGGAUAUGGCGUGACAAUGGAUAUUUAAGCAAUCUUUACACAGCCUUGUGCUUCGGUUUCCCGAUUAUGAUUAAUUCCGUGGUGGAUGUCACUUUUAGUUCGCUGAUUAGAUGUAUCAAAUCGAAGUUCCGAUAUACGAACAUUUUGAUUAACAACAUAGUGCUUUCCACGAACAACGAGAAUGUCUUGAAAAUCCAUAACAAGCCCAAGGACACGCCCGUGGCAAUAGUCACGUCGAACUACAAAAACAACAAGGAUAUGAUAAAACAUCUCUUGCAGACGCUCAAGUAAGAUCGAUAUUACUAAAAAUAGAGAG